UCCUGCAUCCUUCUCUCUCUCUCUUAAACAUACUACCUGUAUUAGAAAGGUAAAAGUGUGUGUGUGUGUGUGUGUGUGUGUGUGUGUGUGUGUGUGUGUGUGUGUGUGUGUGUGUGUGUGUGUGUGUGUGUGUGUGUGUGUGUGUGUGUGUGUGUGUAAACAGACCUCAGUGCUGCAGCAGUGUACAGUUGGGAAGAAGAUGAACAUCUGUUGGUCAUUUCAGGGGAGCUUGAUGGGGUAGUUUCCCUCACAGUAACGAUCCGACCUAAUCAAAGUGAACUUCCCAUGAAAUCACCAUGGAAUUAGACUCCUCCAGUAAUCUGAGCACAGUCAGCGAGCCCCCGUCCCUCCAUGACGCAUCAAACCACUCGUGCGAUUUCCUCUCCUUCUCCAAUUCUCACUACCAGCAGACUCUUGUGCCUAUCAUUUACUUUAUAAUCUUCAUCCUGGGUUUCCUCGGGAACACGCUAGCUGUGUGUGUGCUGGGCCAGAAGUCGCUAAGGUGCACCGUUGCUAACACGUACCUGUUAAACCUGGCCCUGUCUGACCUGGUGUUUUUGAUCGGGCUUCCGUUCUGGGCAGUGCACUACCUCCGGAGUUACGACUGGCCCUUUGGAUGGUUCAUGUGCAAGCUGUGCGGCUCUUUGACCUCGCUAAACACCUACGCUAGCAUCUACUUCAUCAUGGGAAUGAGCAUCGACCGAUACCGCGUCAUAGUCUACCCUCUGCAGUCGCACUGCCCCGAAAGUGUAUAUCACGCCCGCACUGUGUUUCACGCCCGGGGUGUGUGCGCCGUCAUCUGGGUCCUAGCGACUCUCACCACCAUUCCGGUGGUUGUUUUCCGGGAAACGUUUCACGCUGCAGAGUAUAACGUAACAGCCUGUGUGCUAAAAUAUCCAAACACUCAAUGGCACGGCAUGGUCACGCUCAGCAAGAACAUUUUCGGCUUCCUGAUCCCGUUAAUUGUCAUCGCGACGUGCUACAGUCGAAUCCGGUGUCACCUGCUCACAUCCCCGGAUUUGGUGGAACCCAAUUCGUUGUGUUUAGAGCGAGUGCGCCGCGUUGCCCUGGCCAUCGUCACGGCAUUCUUCUUCUGCUGGUUCCCAUUUCACACUCUGUCCUUCAUGGGUGUGCUGAAGGAGUUUGGCGUAAACUGGAGCUGUGAGGUUCAGCAGGUGAUGAGCGUCAUGAUGGCUCCCGCGCUGUGUCUCGGCUUCGCUAACUCUGCCAUCAACCCGCUGCUCUACUGCUUUGUAGGGAAUCGAUUUCGCCAGCAGCUGCGGCGCCUCUGGAAGGUGAAAGUGCAAAAGAUCGGAAAGCAGAGGAACGACUCGGUCAGCCUACAGAUCAGCUCCUUCUCACGGAAACUCAGCGAAACCAAGGACACAAUGGGCUCCAUCAGUGUGGAGGACAAGCUGUAAUUUAUAGAUUGUGCAGGAUGGAACUUGGUGAUGCAGGACGUUACGGGUCACAGGGUUCAAGCUGUUCAAGGUUUUGCUUCCUGAAACAACAGAGAUCAUGAAUGUUAGCCUCAGAUCUCUUGAACUACUAAGAAUUCUGACCACCACACCAAACAUCUCUGUAUCCAAGCCAAAGAAACAACAAACAUUUGUGAUGUUCAACUCACAAAACAGCGAGAACAAACCACCAACUUCCACCAAAGACAAGAGUGAAAGCUGCAUGUACUUGCACUAUGGAAAAUAUGUGGAUACCUGCAUUUUCCACUCAGAUGUGGUUCUUUCUCAAACUGUCAGUGCAAAGGAUGUCUUUGGAUGCAGAAGCAUGAAAUUCUCUUUUUACUUGAACUUGGAGACUCAAACCUGUUGCAGCAUGACAAUGACCCUGUGCACAAAGUCAGCUUUAUGAAGAUCUGCUUACUGUGGGUUGAUAUGGUGGAAAAUCUCCUGCUAUAGAGCUCCAACACGUUUGGACAUAUUUGAGGAUAAUUUCUUCACACUGACUGCACCCUACCUACCUGCCUCCUCACCUCACCCACAUCAGUACCUGACUUUACGAACACCCGUGUAGCCGAAUAAAUCUUCAGAAAUCUACACCAAAAUCUAAAAUAACAUCUCACCAGAAAAGUGGAGUUUAAGUUCAUACUAAUCUAAUGGUCAGGUGUCCACAAACUUUUGUCCAAACAGUGUCUCUUCAUAGCUCUUUCAUUCUCAUCAUGGUCACCCAUCAUGGUGGUGUGAAGGACGACCUGUACUGCUCCCACAUGCAGGACGCAGGAGUGGACGAUUCCCCUUUAUGGGUCAUAUGAUCAAGAUCUAGAUGUUUCCUCACACUGAAGCACUAGAAAUAAUGUUUCCAGAUGAAGCUAGCACAAGAUGUAGUGCACUAGAGAUAUUUAAGACACAUGUGUAGUAAUAUAUCUAAAGGACACAAUGUUUCACUGUUUAUUUGUUUUGACCAAACCUAUUUAGCACGUAGCACCAUAUGUUCCAGGGAGGAGAUGCUCCCCUACAUCAUGCUAACGUUAUCAUGAUGGUUUCUAGUCUGACAAACUGGUUGUAAUAUCACAAUAAAGGCACAUUUCACACA
Molecule: messenger RNA, 2547 nt
Organism: Silurus meridionalis
Lineage: Eukaryota; Metazoa; Chordata; Actinopteri; Siluriformes; Siluridae
Gene: agtr2
Product: angiotensin II receptor, type 2
Exons: 3
Coding region: 297-1421 (374 amino acids)
Biological process (GO): immune response; G protein-coupled receptor signaling pathway
Cellular component (GO): membrane
Molecular function (GO): G protein-coupled receptor activity
Source: RefSeq, a predicted model, not a curated record